Messenger RNA from Pocillopora meandrina, 3595 nucleotides. The record is from the annotation of a GenBank genome assembly. NCBI's taxonomy places the organism in Eukaryota, Metazoa, Cnidaria, Anthozoa, Scleractinia, Pocilloporidae.
AAUUACCACGAGGGAAGAUUUGUUCCCCAAGAGUUGAAAAAGCAGGAUUUAAACCUAAAACAAACCUUUAGAAAUCUUGGUCGAAGAAACUCUUGCAAAACCUAUGGCCGCAGCUUGUUUGCAUAGACGUCCUUAGAGGAAACGUACAGAUCAAACAAACCAAUUCCUCAUCGACUACUUCAACAAAUUCCUCUUCAUAGCCAGACAGAAGUUGAUUGAGCGCCGUGGGCUAUGAGGAACUCGAGUUUAUUCGAAUUGGUCUUCUACCCCUUCUUUGCACAUGAAAAGGGCUAGCCCCACUUAAAUUCAUGACAAAGCGGCCGAAAAUACUAGCAAUAACCUUCAAAGCCUUUCGCCGCGAGCUAUUUUACCUUGGACUGCACCUACUCUAGGAGGUUCACGCGGCUCCGAUUCCUCGUGACUAACGACAGAUUUACAAUUAUUCGAGCUAGAGGAGGGCGGGAAAUUCUGACAGUCGUGACCAUUUCCGGCUUUAUUUCACAGUAGUGCGGAGUUAUACGACAAUCUUCCGAUUUCGGACAAUGUUCUGGAGUUUUUGGAGCUUUGAAUUUGGUCGGUCAGCUCGAAAUGUUUUGUUCUGCUUCCGGUCUGUAACUGAUAUGUAUUAUUAACAGCGGAAACUUGAAAUUUAAACCUCGCGAGAAUGGCUUCGAAGCUGGAUCAGAAUCGAGCAGAAAGAAAAGGGACAUAAAAAAAUGGUAAAUCAUUUUUAUUUCGAAAAUAUAUUCUUGUGGGCUAACUUAAAGCAUAUUUUCUUUACUUGCGUGAACUCAAUCUUACCUAAAAUACAAUUUCAAGUAUGAAGUGUCAAAUGGAAAUUAAAAAUGGCUCUCAAACAACCUUUGUCAGCGAAUGGGCUCUCACAGGCGCUGCUGCACGAGCAUUUCGCGGGAUUAUCAGGGAGUCGCGAGAGACGAGUGGGCAAUUGAAGUGAAACGGUAGGAGACGUGCAAAUCUUCUGGUAUAAUCACUUUUCGUGCCAGACGCAGACCUCCACAACUUGCCCUGUCGAUUCGGGAUGCCCGUGAGAUACUCGUUCAGCGGCGCAAAUGAUAGCCUGCUUGUAGGCCUGUGCUAUUUCAGCUGCUUGUAAGGUGCGUUGGGAGCGAGGAAAAUAUUUAGACGAUUAAUUACCAGGUCGAGCCCCUUGAAUUGAACCGGAAGUCUGGGGACGAAGUUAUCAAAGCGUGGUGGAGUGGGAGAAACCGGAACUACUUCCGGUAUUAUUUCAUAUAACAUCGAUGCGAGAAUUCGGACCGGCCGUCCAAAUUGCGAGGUACGUUUAACAGUUUCGAUGUAAUUUCUGUGAAACAAGCUUUCCAAGGCCUGACACCGAAAACAGAAGGUGAUCUCGUAUAUAAUUCGAAUGCUGCGACGAUAGCUAUGUACUUUUUCCGGUGUACAUCGAUAGAAUUUCCGCUGCAAGCUUUUGAAUCCAUAAAAUGCGCGUGUAAUAAAUUUUCAACGUAUUGUGAUGCAAUUGUUUUUAACAGGUGAAAUUUAUUGGCACAAAAAACCUUAAAGAGAUGAAAGUUAUUCAGGAGUUGGCAACUUUGUACUCAGCUCUUCUGCUCCUAACUGGCGAAUCUGGAGAGGUUGGUGACUUGUCUCGUUCGAUAUCAGCGAAGCAAAUCAUAACAGGCACUUUAAACCUACAUUUGUCAGUGAAUAUGCAAGAUGUACGUCUGAAUACGUCGAUGUGGUGAUGGUUUACGAAAAUAAACUGGGACGAAUCUGUCAUUAUACUUGGCAUCAUCACUAAAGUUCAACUCUUCAUUUUCGAAUUCACGGCACACUUCUCGGUAAAACAGUGGGGAAAUAUAACUUUCACUUUCGAGAGCGAGAGUGUUGUUUUGUUUUGUUUUAGCGGUCCUUUGUUAUUUGUAAUUCAACUGCACUGCAGGGAGCCCUACAUCUCUAUCAAUUACCGGUAGAAAAUCAAACCUGAGGAUUGUGUGUGAAACUUUGUGCUGAAGAUCGGGGGGCUCGUUCACUAAGCUAAGCGCAUGCUUUUAGAAUUAACCAUAUCCUUUGCGUUUUUUUCGGCACUAGCGAAUCACUUUAGACUUGUUUCCAGCGUGAGUCCGAGGUGUUAAUGCUUGAGCGGGUGAAAUUUCAGAAAAAAUAUUAUUGCCACGAAAAACAUUGGAUAUUUUUCCAAGCCAGGUUGGUGCUGUGCUAAAGAUACUGUCAAUACCGAAAUGUAUGUGGCGGACGGGGGAGAAGGGAGGGGGGAGGGGAAAGGGUUGAGAAGGUGGGCUGUGUUCCCUCAGGAAACUUUUUGUUGCGGAGCUACAACCCCCCAAAAUCACUUCCCCCUCCGCCCCCCUUGGUCUAUGCCAAGUUCUUGUCCAAGUCAAAAACAACUCAAAUUUUCCACUUCUCCAGUACGAUCGAUAAUCGUCCUAUGCAAAUGAUGAUCUCUUCCUGACUUUAUUCAUUUCCAUUUUUUUUAUAGCUAAAUUUUAAGGAGAGAGUGAUUAAAUACAAGGCCGAAGGCAGAGUGCACAAGCUGAAGUGGGUGUAUGAUGGAGUGGCAUGGGAUAUCCAGAGCGGCAUCAGUGUUAAGGCAAAACAUUAUAAAAGCAAACAUGGAGCGAUUGAACACGCUGUAAAGGAACUCAUUGACAAACUUGCAUCUCAUGGGAUAAUAACAAAGUGAUGUCCAAGUUCUCAAUGAACUGUAACAUGCUAGAUUCGCUUUCUGCUCCAUACUACUUUCCUCACUGUCCCAUAACUUUGAACUUUUUUAAAGAGGGUGAACCGUUAGUCGUAAAACAGCAACAAAACGAAAUUUUCAGGCAUAAAAAUUGACAAAUUUUAAAAGCUAGUCGCAAAGGAACUUCUCUUAACUGCAACACAAAGAAUUUAAACCGUUAUAGCCGUAAAAUGGACAAAAUGUUAGAGUAAUUAAUCACCCUAUUGGAACCCUCUGACGUGUCGGAUCAAGUCAAUUAAUAAGAGGAUCAUGGAGAAUGCUAAAGGGUCAGGGCCAGAAAUAGACAGGAAAUUUUAUCACUCAUCCUUUUUUAUUAAUAAUCCGUUUUCAUCGCCGCCGGACCAUAUUUAUAAGAUUUGAUUGAUAAGCAACGUUUUUCACCCGCAUAUCAGUCAUUUGUUAUGGUGUGAUUUGAAUUCUAAUUUGUUUCAGUUUUUGUCUCACGUCAUAGGUGAGAAAUUUUCAAUCCAGUUUCAAGGGUUCUUAUUUUGAAAGCUGUUGUUGCAGCGAGACUUAGCUUGUUAGUGAAUGGCAAAGUAUGUGAAGAUUAGACUACACGCCAUUGCGAGGCAUUCUGCACAGAUCGCGCUUAAGAACGCAGUCAAGUGUACGAAGUCAAAAGUGUAAAUAUAGAUCGCUUGUGCUAUUAACAGAAGCGGUAGAAUUGAAAUUAACCUUAAAAUGCAAUCGAUACAGCCAAUCAGUGCGAAAGUAGAACAUGAUAAAUUAUGAGUCGUAAACGGUGGGUAGAGUGUCACAAAGCGCAGGAGAUGACUAGCUAAUCAUUUUUUUCAGGGAAUUUAUCAUCAAAUAAAUUUUUUACCUGAUUAAACGAAAUAAGAACGCAAAUGGUGG